Molecule: messenger RNA, 414 nt
Organism: Condylura cristata (star-nosed mole)
Lineage: Eukaryota; Metazoa; Chordata; Mammalia; Eulipotyphla; Talpidae
Product: metallothionein-1E-like
Exons: 3
Coding region: 86-268 (60 amino acids)
Molecular function (GO): metal ion binding
Source: RefSeq, a predicted model, not a curated record
CGCGGCUCCGCUCCACUACGCUUUCCUCCAGCGCCCGCGCCUCUUCGUCUCUAGUUUCGCACCUCCAGUCUCACCUCAGCGCGAAAUGGACCCCAACUGCUCCUGCACUGGUGGCGCCUGCACCUGUGCCGGCUCCUGCAAGUGCAAAGACUGCAAAUGCACCUCCUGCAAGAAGAGCUGCUGCUCCUGCUGCCCCCAGGGCUGUGCCAAGUGUGCCCAGGGCUGCGUGUGCAAAGGGGCAUCGGAGAGCUGCAGCUGCUGUGCCUGAAGUGGGGGGCACCACGCUCCCCGAUAUAAAUAGAGCCACGUGUACAAACCUGCGUUUUUGGUUGUUUUUUUACUGGACCUCUGUUCCCCACAUUCCUUUUUCUAUGAAAUAUGCAAGUGACAAUAAAAGUUGGUGAUUUUACUAUG